AUGGCAGCAGUUGAUGCAGUUGAUAUCACCCCUGAAAAGGAUGGUGGUGUUUUGAAGAAAAUAUUAGUGGAAGGAACAGGGGAACAUCACCCUUCAAAGGGUGAUAGUGUGUAUGUGCACUAUGUUAUCAAGGGGUGGGAUAUCGGUGUUGCAACGAUGAAGAAGGGCGAGAAAUGUGAUCUCAUUUGUCGGGCCGAUUAUGCCUAUGGCAAAAAUGGUAGCCCACCAAAGAUUCCUGGCGAUGCUACACUCAAAUUUGAAAUUGAAUUACUAAAUUGGCAAGGAGAAGACAUUUCACCAGACAGAGACGGUACAAUUACCCGAUCAAUUAUUGUGGAGGGUGAAAAAUAUUCAAGCCCCACCGAAGGUUCAACUGUCAAAGUAUGUGCCGUUGGUUCAUACAAUGGCCGAGUGUUCUACGAUAAAGAAGUCAGCUUCAUUUUGGGAGAGGGUUCUGAGGUUGGUUUGCCAGAGGGUGUUGAUCGCGCUCUUCGUCGAUUCAACAAAGGCGAAAAGUCCACAGUUCAUCUCAAAGGAAGCCGUUUCACGUUCGGCGCUACUCCGCCGCCAGAGUAUAAUUUACCGUCCCAUGCUGAAAUUGAUUUUACUUUAUUCCUCAAAGAAUAUGAGAAGAUAAAAGCGUCAUGGGAAUUAACUGGUGAAGAAAAGCUUGAUGCUGCGGAAGCUGCCAAAGAAAGGGGUACUAUGUUUUUCAGACAAGGCAAGAUGCGUCUUGCAGCUGCAAAGUAUAUGCGCGUUAUCGAACUGCUGGAAUAUGAAAAGCCCGUAGACAAUGAAGCCAAAAGCAGACGGGAUGCGCUGCUACUUGCUGGUUAUCUCAACAGCGCCCUCGUAUACGCGAAGCAGAAUGAAACAGUGGAAUGUAUAAAAAACUGUGACAAAGCGCUUGAAGUUGAUCCGAAGUGCGUGAAGGCACUCUAUCGAAAGGCUUUGGCACUCCAAGAGCAAAACGAUGCCGAUGAAGCAAUUAUUGAGUACAAAAAGGUGCUGCAAUACGAACCAGACAAUAAGGCAGCGGCGGCGCAAAUAGUGGCAUGUAAGAAAAAGUUGGCGGAGAUUCGUGAGAAAGAGAAAAAGCGAUACAAGGGAAUGUUCGAAAAAUUUUCUGCUAAAGAAAAGGUUCAGAUGAAUGAAGAUCUGGAGACACCAAUGGAAACCGCUAGUCCAAAAUCGGAAGUGGUGAAUUGA
Molecule: messenger RNA, 1209 nt
Organism: Acanthocheilonema viteae
Lineage: Eukaryota; Metazoa; Nematoda; Chromadorea; Rhabditida; Onchocercidae
Source: the annotation of a GenBank genome assembly